Messenger RNA from Hordeum vulgare subsp. vulgare (domesticated barley), 1124 nucleotides. Its product is annotated as zinc finger CCCH domain-containing protein 44-like. The record is from RefSeq and is a predicted model, not a curated record. Gene Ontology annotation, molecular function: mRNA binding; metal ion binding. Lineage: Eukaryota; Viridiplantae; Streptophyta; Magnoliopsida; Poales; Poaceae. Bases 1 to 762 code for a protein of 253 amino acids. The transcript is spliced from 4 exons.
AUGACGCAUGCAUAUAUAGGUCGGUCGGUUCGUGAUCGCCCUAAUAAAGCUGUGGAUCCUAGUAGAGUAGUAGUGUUGCUCACACAAGCUGUGCCCCUUUCUCGGGCGCCGCCGUCCGCCGUCGAGAUGAGCUCGACCCCUGACCCCGAUGCUCCUCCCAGGGAGGUGGAGAGGAGGAUCACCUACUCGAGGGAGUCCCUGCUCUCUGUUCGUGAGGCCCGGCGCCACAAGCUGCCUGCUGCCAUCGGUGCAUGCAAGCGGGAGGUCGAAGCGGCAUCACACAUGUGGUGGGAGUCGGAACCGCGGGGUGGAAGCAAAUCAGAGCCGCCUCGAACCAGCAAAUCGAAGAAGAUGUGCACCAGGUUUUUCAGCGCCGGCGACUGCCCCUUCGGCGAGGACUGCCGUUACCUCCAUCGCGUCCCCAACGGCCACCACGAACCCAACCAGACUGUCACCAAGAAGAUGAGCAGCCUGGACCUAGGCGGCGACGAGGCUCAACCACGGACGCCCGUGUCUGCCACUGCACCAGCUACCGUCAAGACCCGGCUCUGCAAGAACCACGGCGCGCCGGACGGGUGCAAGUGGGGGGACAGGUGCCACUUCGCGCACGGCGACGGCGAGCUCGGCAAGCCCAUGGGUCCCGGGAGCAGCUUCAAGACCAGGCUGUGCGUGAGCUUCGUCGCCGGCGGGUCAUGCGCCUUCGCCGGCAGGUGCCACUUCGCCCAUGGCAAGGAGGAGCUGCGCAGGCCAGACGCGUCUUGACCCUUGAGAGCCUAACAUCAAAACGUUCCUGCUCUUUCUCAUGGUGUUUGUGAUGAUCGCUUGUCGACUGUUUCUCAGAAAUGCCUAAACAGAAGCUCUGCAUCUCCUGUCGUUAGACAGGCCCAUAAGUUUUUUGCCUAUUCCUGCCGUAUCCAAUGGUUUACCAGUUCAGUGGAGGAAUGAUCUAAAGGCAAGACUAAAAAUGGAGUUGAAAGAAGUCAAUUGUUGUCAAAAUUACAGACUAUGGAUAUGAAUUUUCGUUCAGCUAGAAGCAAACCUUUAUCCUUUUCUUUACCAGCACAAGCAUAUUACGGUGAGCAUUAUACAAGUCCGAUCCAAGAACAUUAUUUAAGUCGACUGAU